Choloepus didactylus (southern two-toed sloth) is the source of this 1438-nucleotide messenger RNA. RefSeq lists its product as uncharacterized. The record is from RefSeq and is a predicted model, not a curated record. Gene Ontology annotation, cellular component: extracellular matrix. Lineage: Eukaryota; Metazoa; Chordata; Mammalia; Pilosa; Megalonychidae. Gene Ontology annotation, biological process: binding of sperm to zona pellucida; positive regulation of acrosome reaction; egg coat formation. The transcript has 9 exons. Gene Ontology annotation, molecular function: acrosin binding. The coding region runs from base 285 to 1394 and encodes 369 amino acids.
AGAGAAAAAGUAAACUGCUGUGCAGCGAGCCUGCAGUCAGCGUUUGCUGUCACUGUCCAUCCUAACUCUGCGUGAGUGAGGAGGGCCUUGGAGCCUUAGCUAAAAUCAGGAGGCACCGUAGGAAAGGGGUGUGUGGCAGGCGGGGAGAAGUGGAGUAUCUGAUCUGGGCCCAGCUCAGCCCUGCCCCAGGCUCACCUGUUGGCGCCAGGUGAGGCUUGUUCCUUCCCCAGCCUCCUCUGGGCUAAUUUAAGGAGGCUUGAGGGAGCAGGAAGGUACUUCUCACUAUGGCCACUCCCAGAGGGCUUCUGCUUGUCAUUCUGGCCAAGCUGCUUGCUGUGCACGUCAACUCCUCCCACCACAUCCAGCCUGGGCUGCAGCAGGAGCUGGACAUGGCAUCCUGGGAGCAAGGGGAGGAAGACACGUCCUUUCUGAUGGCCUCCACCCAGUCCUGGCUGCCCCUCUGGUUGGAGGCAAACAGGUCCUCUGCAGCCGGCCUGGUGGAGAUCCCACCAAUCUCUGCAAGACAGUCCUCAGAGGAGUCUUCAGCCCCCACCACACAGCCCCUGCAGGUGGUCCUCCAAGUGCUGCACGAUACCUCACCACCCCCCUACACAGAAGGUUCGUCGCUGACCCUGCAGGCUCACAUCCAGCCAGCAUCAAAUGAGGACAUGAAGCUCUACGUGGACGAGUGUGUGGGUACCCAGAGCCAGUACCUGAACCGUUCCAACAGGAUGUACACCCUUGUCUUCAACUGGGGGUGCCUCUCAAUAGGUUCUGGGUCUGGCUCUUGGUCUCGGCUGGAUAAUGAAUCAUUGCAGUUCGGCGUGGAGGCCUUCUUGCUCAAUAAUGAUGUGGAAUUGGAUAAGGUUUAUAUCAUUUGCUGGACAAGCAUCUGGAGUUGGAUGAGACCCUUAGAGCCUGGCCGGAAAUCUUGUUUUUAUAACACCUCCUCCUACAGUUGGCAACUUGCAGACAAUGAUUGGGCAAGCUCGGUCUGUGACUGCUGCAACUUUGGCUGCUCCCAACCAAAGAAAGGACGAUACAGAGAGUUCCCUGAGGAAGGGGAGAUCCACAUGGCAGUUGCAGGGCCACUGAAGGUCAAGAAGCUACCAGUGUCCUGGUUUAAAGCCUCCUGCAAGACGCUGAAGGACUUGCUGGUGGCUGCGCUGGCCCUCACGUGCCUGGCCCUGAUGCUCGUCUUCCUCCUCCUGAUGCUGAGGAAGGUUCACCAGGCCUUCCCACUGCCCUUCCUGACCGGCCACUGGAUCAGCAUGCCGAGGGGCUCCCAGGGCAGCCUGGAGGCCCGGGAGAUGGGCUGGGUGGCCGCGGCGGCCUCGGGACGCUAUCAUAGGGUGGAAGACUUGGAGACCCUGACCCCUUCAGAAGACAGCUAAAUACCCCCUUUUAUGUACUUAUAAUAAAGUUUUCUAUUUCCCUA